GUCUCUCUCCUUCAGGCUCUCUCAUACUAUCCUCGAUUGGUAGUCCUCUCUCUUGACUCUGCUCUUCUUCUCUCCGAUCAACUCCUCUAGCUGCGUCAAACCCUAGAAUCUGAGAACACAUCCUUCUCUUUCUUCCUUGAUUUUUGAUGUUCUUCUGCGAUUCGUCUCGAUCGAAACAAUAAGGCCUCUAAAAAGUUUUUGGGAUGGAACCGCGGGUUGGGAGUAAGUUCCGGCUUGGUCGCAAGAUCGGGAGUGGUUCCUUCGGGGAGAUCUAUUUAGGUACUAAUAUUCAAACGAACGAGGAAGUUGCGAUUAAGCUGGAAAAUGUGAAGACUAAGCAUCCACAGCUGCUGUAUGAAUCGAAGAUUUAUAGACUCUUACAAGGAGGAACUGGUAUUCCUAAUGUGAGAUGGUUUGGUGUUGAGAGUGACUAUAAUGUUCUUGUGAUGGAUUUGUUGGGUCCAAGUCUUGAAGAUCUCUUCAAUUUCUGCAGUAGAAAAUUGUCCUUGAAGACUGUCCUUAUGCUUGCGGACCAGAUGAUCAACCGACUAGAGUUUGUUCAUGGAAAAUCUUUUCUGCACCGAGAUAUUAAACCAGAUAACUUUCUUAUGGGCUUGGGGAGGAGAGCAAAUCAGGUCUACAUUAUUGAUUUUGGGUUGGCCAAGAAAUAUAGGGAUUCAUCCACUCAUCAGCACAUUCCAUAUAGAGAAAACAAGAACUUGACUGGCACUGCUAGAUAUGCAAGCAUGAAUACUCAUCUUGGCAUUGAACAAAGCAGGAGAGAUGAUUUGGAAUCUCUUGGAUUUGUUCUUAUGUAUUUCUUAAGGGGGAGUCUUCCUUGGCAGGGUCUAAAAGCUGGAACUAAGAAACAAAAGUAUGAGAAAAUCAGUGAGAAGAAAGUUUCAACUUCGAUAGAGGCUUUAUGUCGGGGUUAUCCUUCAGAAUUUGCAUCAUAUUUCCAUUACUGCCGAUCUCUCCGCUUUGAUGAUAAACCAGAUUAUGCAUAUCUUAAGAGAAUUUUCCGUGACCUUUUUAUCCGUGAAGGAUUUCAAUUUGACUAUGUUUUUGACUGGACUAUCUUGAAGUAUCAGCAGUCACAAAUGGCUGGUGCUCCUUCACGCGUUCUUGGUUCUGGAAUUGGAACCAGCUCUGGAAUGGCACCAGCUGUUCCCAACAUGGAUAGGCAGCAAGGCUAUGAGGAAGGAAGAACUAAUUUGUCUUCAACAGAUCCUUCUCGUCGUCGUAUUUUUGCUCCAGCUGGAAAUACUGGCAGCUCUUCCAAGCAGAAGAAUCCAGUGGGUGGUGAAUCAGUUGUUUCUAAAGAAGCUAUGUUGUCCAGUUUAACCUUCUUUGGCCGUUCAAGUGGAUCUGCAAGGCGAGCUGCUGUUUCUAGCAGCCGGGACGUAAUGGCUGGCAAUGAGGGAGAACAAUCACGUACUCGUGCCACUGAAGCAAGCCCAGGAAACUUCCGCAAAUUCUCAGGCCCUCAGAGAAGUUCACCAGUUGCAUCUGCAGAGCCCAGGCGCACUACUUCUGGUAGGCAUCCAUCAAACAUCAAAACCUAUGAAUCUACUCUUAAAGGUAUCGAGCAUCUAAAUUUCGAUGGCAAUGAGAAGUAUCACUAUUAGAACCAGUAGCUGAGCAGACUCUUCUAUGUAAGAAGACUGAAAAUGGGGCGUGAAAUUCAGAUUUGUUCAGCGCCCGAUGGGGCAGAAGCCAAUUGAAAUGGUGAUAAGGGGGGUUUAUUUUGGGAGCCAUGAAAGCUGAACAAUGUUGAGGCUAUGUUUAUAUGUAUGUGAGUGAGAAUCCACUUCUUUAUUAUUUUCUAUUUUUAUGAUAGAUAGCCAAGGGCUGAAUACUGUUUUCAUAUUACAUAUUCAAAUACACUGCAGACAUGAAACUUUAAAGACAUUGUGUACUUGCCAAUUGGAGCACUUAUUAUCUUGUUCUGAUCAAUGGGUAGGAUCUGUGUUAUUGUGA
Molecule: messenger RNA, 1980 nt
Organism: Dioscorea cayenensis subsp. rotundata (Guinea yam)
Lineage: Eukaryota; Viridiplantae; Streptophyta; Magnoliopsida; Dioscoreales; Dioscoreaceae
Product: casein kinase 1-like protein 1
Exons: 15
Coding region: 204-1628 (474 amino acids)
Biological process (GO): signal transduction; endocytosis; peptidyl-serine phosphorylation
Cellular component (GO): cytoplasm; nucleus
Molecular function (GO): ATP binding; protein serine/threonine kinase activity
Source: RefSeq, a predicted model, not a curated record